Messenger RNA from Camellia sinensis, 1262 nucleotides. Lineage: Eukaryota; Viridiplantae; Streptophyta; Magnoliopsida; Ericales; Theaceae. The record is from RefSeq and is a predicted model, not a curated record.
ACAGUAGAGAGACUUUUCUCUUUCCUCCAUCAACUCCUUUCUCGCGCCACCGCGCGCGCACACACAGAGGAGAGAGAGAGAGAGAGAGAGGGGAGAGUGGUGACAGUACGACUUCUACAACCUCCCAUCAUCGGCCAUCGUUAUCUUUGCGCUACCAACCUUCAGAAAAUUUUGAUGGAAGGGUUGAUCAGAGCACGAAUCAUCCCAGUUUGUGCUUAUUGUAGACAACAUCAUUCUCCUCUUACUCCAACAUUUACUUUGCAGCUGGCGAAAAGAGUGCUUGUAAGUCCAUUUGGGACAAUGAAAUAUCCUAAACGAUUGAAUUCUGUAGUUGCUCCAGUUCAGCUUCUGGAAGCUUCAGCAGCGGGCCACCUUGACAAUACGCUACCAUCCAAAGAGGUGCUUGAGGUGUGGCAAAAUGCAGAUGCAGUAUGCUUCGAUGUGGAUAGUACAGUAUGCCUGGAUGAGGGGAUUGAUGAACUUGCAGAAUUCUGUGGGGCUGGAAAGGCUGUUGCAGAAUGGACAGCAAGGGCAAUGGGUGGUUCUGUUCCUUUUGAGGAGGCCUUGUCGGCAAGAUUAUCUCUAUUUAACCCUUCCCUUACCCAAGUCCAGGAUUUCCUUGAAAAGCAUCCCCCAAGGAUUUCUCCAGGCAUAGAUGAGUUGGUCAAAAAGCAGAAGGCUAAAAAUACUGCUGUUUAUCUGAUCUCUGGAGGCUUUCGUCAAAUGAUCAAUCCUGUUGCAUCAAUCCUUGGUAUUCCACCUGAAAAUAUUUUUGCCAAUCAAUUGCUAUUUGAAAAUUGCGGGAAAUUUUUGGGGUUUGAUGCAAAUGAACCUACUUCAAGGAGUGGAGGGAAAGCCACUGCAGUUCAACAGAUAAGGAAGGCUUAUGGAUACAAGGCAUUAGUCAUGAUUGGGGAUGGUGCAACUGAUCUUGAGGCUCGUAAACCAGGAGGUGCAAACUUGUUUAUUUGCUAUGCUGGAGUUCAACUUCGAGAGGCUGUUGCAACAAAUGCCGAUUGGCUGGUUUUCAACUUUGGUGAUCUGAUAAGUUCCUUGGAAUAGUUUUAAUUCUUUUGUAUUUGUUUUUAUUUUAUCUUAUUUCUUUGUUGUUUGCUGCCUAGGGCACUUGCAUUUUAUUGUUGUAGUCUUCCAUUACCGUUACAAUAUUAUUAUUCUUCUUCCUUUAUAUUAAAGGAUAAUGUAUAAGACUUGUACAAGAAUUAAUAAAGAUUUUUCAGAAAAUAAUUUUUCCCUAAACAGAG